AAAUGUAAGUCAUCAUGCAGUCGUGUGUUGACAAUUUGACGUUCCGCAUCAGCUGUGUUUAUUAAUGUGUGUAUAUAAAUCGGCAGUAUACUGAGUCAUUUUUUUUUUUCGUCACAUUAGUUGGAUUAAAUUUAUGCGUAAAUCUGUGAUUGUUUUCUAAAAAAUUAGUUUUUCCUCUUAAAUCAAUGAAAAUGGAGCAAGAUGUUCUAAUCACAUUUUUACCAAACGAAGUAAUUGAAGUUAUAUUGGAAAAUGAGAAUCUAAAUUUUGUUGAUGUUGUCAAUUUUGCCAGGACCUGUAAACAUCUACAUAGAACUGUUUUUUUUAGCAACAAAUUAUGGAGAAUUAAAUUUUUUCAAAGAUGGCCCCUCUUGAAAGAAGCAUACGAAAGCUAUGAGAAGCAUGAAACAAAAAUAAAAAAUUGGUUAGAUGAAAUAAAAGCGAGCAUUGCAACAAGAAGUGAACUGAUGCGACGUUUGUCUGAAAUGUCAGGAAAAAAUUACAGAAAACAAGAGCUUUCACAUUCAGAAUUAAAGGACUUUGAUCCUCUUUUCCGUCCAGAUGAAGGCUCUCAUCAUCUCGCUUAUCAUUUUUGCGUUGACGAACUCACUGACCUGAUAAAAAAAUCAGACUUAAAUAGUAAUUUAACUGAUAAAUAUUAUGCGCAUAAAGUUGCGCGCUAUAUGCGACAAUAUCGUUUAACUGAGGAAUGGCAAAAAUUUACAAAUUUACCACCACGAGAACAAAUAUUAGAACGUGGCGCUGUUCUUGUUGCACAAUGGAGUCAACCUGAGAAAUAUGUUAAUUAUUCAUGUGUUUCCUCUCAAUUGGAUGAAAUUGCUGAACGAACAAAAUCAGUAUUAAAAGAACAACAUCCACAGCAUCCUUUAUUUUCCCUGCCAGCUGAACAAUUUCGACAUUGGAGAAUGAAAAAUAUUGACGAUAAUCAAUGGUCCGGAACAAGAACACGACAAGUGAUUGCAGCGCUUCGUGAAAUAAUGUUCAAUAGACUUGGAUUUCAAGGUGACAGCGAAAUGUAUUGCACAUCGGAAAUGUAUUACUCAUCGGAAAAUUCUUUCAUUGAUCAAGUUUUAGAGAGAAAACAUGGAAUUCCAAUUACAAUUGCCAUUAUUUUUGAAAGUGUUGCAAGAAGAGUUGGCGUUAGAUGUGAACCCGUUAGUUCACCAGCUCAUUUCUUUCUUCGUUGGAAAGAAAAAUAUAACGUUCCAGAAACAGAAGAUGUGGAAAUUUUCUACAUUGACGUGUUCACCGGUCAAUUUUUAACAAAGAAUAAUUGUCCUCGCAUUGGAAGACUUUCGAUGUAUCCAAUGGAAUGUUACAAUUCUCUAAAUGCCGCAACUGCAGUCGAAGUUGUGCAAAGAAUGGCGAAUAAUUUAGAAGUUGCCGCUAGACAAUGCACGUACUUAAAUGGAAGAGCAUCACGAUUACGAUCUGCAUUGGAACUAAUGCACAUGGUUCGUCCUUAUGAUAAUGCAACAAUUUUAGAUUUGGCUCGAUUUUACAUGCUCCAUCAAAUGGAUUUGGCGAAAUUAGUCGAUGUUUUAAAUCGAAUACAGGAGGGUUCAGAGCUUUCUUCAAGAGGACCAGCUUGCAGUAUUUUAAGAAUGUUACAAGACUAUGAAAAUCACAUGAACGUUGUGCGAGAAGAAAUAAUUGAAGUAAAAAGAAGAAAACCGGAAGUGAAAUAUGCGAUAGGAAUGAUAAUGAAGCACCGAAGAUACGAGUACACGUGCGUAAUAACUGGAUGGGAUGCUCGAUGUGAAGCCUCACUCGAGUGGAUGAAUGAAAUGGGGGUUGAGGAAUUAUCAGGCGGCUCUCAUCAACCAUUUUACAAUGUUUUUGCUGAUGACGGCUCUUCUCGCUACGUUGCUCAAGAAAAUUUGUUAAUUCUGUCUACACCUCAGUGGAUAAACAACUUUGAAAUUGGAAGGUAUUUCUGCGAAUUCAAUGGAACACAUUAUACACCAAACGCGGAAAAAACCGCAGAAUAUCCCGAGGAUGCAGAAGUUCGAAAUAGUUUAAUAACAACCUGAAUCUAAAGAGUAAUAUAAUUAUUAUAAGUACAAAAUUCCAUCAAAGUUAGAAAUUUCGUCUCUUUUGCAUUCACAAACAAAAAAAUAAAUAAAAAUAAUAAUCAUCUUAGAAAA
This is a messenger RNA of Leptopilina boulardi, 2168 nucleotides long. Its product is annotated as F-box only protein 21-like. The transcript has 8 exons. The record is from RefSeq and is a predicted model, not a curated record. Bases 186 to 2054 code for a protein of 622 amino acids. Lineage: Eukaryota; Metazoa; Arthropoda; Insecta; Hymenoptera; Figitidae. Gene Ontology annotation, molecular function: protein binding; DNA binding.